AUGGGGAGAAGUGCUGUACCUGGGUUCGUGCUGCUGCGUCGCCGUCAGCAGCAGCAGCAGCAGCAGCAGCAGCAGCAGCAGCAGCAGGAUUCUUCUUUGGGUAUAAUCAGCAGCAGCAGCAGCAGCAGCAGCGGUGGCAGCAUAAGCAGCAUCAAUAGAUGCGCUAUCCUCCCCUCUUGCUGCAGCAGCAACUAUGGUGCUGCUGCUACUGCUUGCUGCUUCGGUGCUCCUUCCUUCUUAGUUCGUGCUGCUACGGUGUAUACAGCAGGAGUUGUUGCUGCUGUUGCGCUGCUGCACUUGCUGCCAGCAGCAGAGCAGCAGCUAGCAGGUGUUACAUGGCAGCAACCAGAUAAAGGGGCAGCAACAGCAGCAGCAGCAGCAGGAGAAGCAGCUGCAACAACAGGUGCAGCAGCACCACCAUCAGCAACCGUACCAGGAGCAGCAGCAACACCAACACCAGCAGCAGCAGCAACAGCAGCAGCAGCAGCAGCAGGAGAGCCACAGAAUCACUUAGCUUUUCUUUGCUGCUUAAUAGGUUUACUCGUGUCUGCUGCUCUUGAGGCUGCUGUUGAGCAGCUGCUGCUGCAGCAGCAGCAGCAGCAGCACGAGGGAGAUGCAGCAGCAGCAUCAAUUACAGAUUCAAUAUCCAGCAGCAAAGAGCGACGGUUGUUUCCUGCUGCUGCUUCUCCUCUCUCGCCUGUGCAUGCAGCAGCAGCAGCAACAACAACAGGAGGGGAAACAGCAGCAGCAGCAGCAGCAGCAGAAGGUAACGGAUGGGAUAGCUGCAGACACGAUGCUGCUGCAACAUCCCCUGAGGGGAGAACCAGCAGCAGCUGCUGCAGCAGCAGCAGCAGCUGCUGCUGCUGCUCUAAGGGCCUGACGGUGCAGCAAAAGGCCAAGCACUUGUCUCCUGUUGAUUUAGAGGCAGGGGACGCUCCCCUGCAUCCUGCUGCUGCUGCUGCUGCUGCUGCUGCUGCUCCUGAAGCAGCAGCAGCAGCAGCAGCAGCAGCACCUUCGUGCUGCAGCACGCGCUGCUGCGCUCGUAGUGGUGAUGAAGGGCGAAAGAAAGCAGCAGCAGCAGCAGCAGCAGCAGCAGUAGCAGCAGGAGAGAUGUCCCCAUGUGCUGCUGCUGCUGCAGCACGUCCUGCAUAUCCAUCGGACAUAAGCAGCAGCAGCAGCAGCAGUGGCGGCAGGAGUUGCUGCAGCAACAACAGCAACAACAACAGCAACAGCAACAACAACAACAACAACAGCAGCAGCAGCAGCAGCAGCAACGGUGCAGCAGACGGGCAGCACAUAAUAUGUCCCUAUUCUUUAUUAGAGGAAGAUAACAGGACAGGGGAAGAGGCAAGAUUCAUUAAGACAUAUAAAUAA
This is a messenger RNA of Eimeria maxima, 1374 nucleotides long. RefSeq names its product zinc transporter ZIP domain-containing protein, putative. Lineage: Eukaryota; Apicomplexa; Conoidasida; Eucoccidiorida; Eimeriidae. The record is from RefSeq and is a predicted model, not a curated record. The transcript has 3 exons. Bases 1 to 1374 code for a protein of 457 amino acids.